AUCGCGCACGCGCAUUAACGCAGCUGCUGCCGUCUGCUGGAGUGCGUACGCGUUUUGCUGCACCUCAAGAGACGGAGCGUUUUCAGCAGACGUUUACCGGGCCGUUUUUGUCCGUUACCGACACUAUGGACACCCUGAAGAAUAGGAGUUUAUAAGGACGGACGUACUUUCUGAUGGAUUUAUUCUGAGAUUGAAUGCAGUUGGAUGGCAUACAGUGUCUCCAAGAGUUCAUGGCACACUGUGGCCAAUUCAUGAGUCCCAACUAUGGAAGAGUGACCGGAGUAUGAUGCCACAAAGAAAAAUGAAGAUCAGCCAUGCCUCCAUUGCUGAUCUCCAUCAAGGACACUCAGUUUUUACUGCUGUCUGGGACUCUCCUUCUUCUCUUGGAUAGUUUCAGUUUCAACAUACAUCAUACCACACGCAAGACCGUGUUGUUUAUGGACGAUAUCAUUCUGUCACGAGAAAGAUGAAAUUUCCCUUUAUUAGAAGUCCCAAUUAAAACAAGGACUCAAAAGUUACAAACUCUGGAAACUCAAAAGUGUACAGUACAGAUGAAGUUGCAUUAUGGCAGCUGAAUCUCUUCAGCAGCUGCAUUCACGUAUCUGGUUCGGAGGAGAGUGAUAGUUGCACGAUGCAGCGAAGUGGAGGCAUCAUCGGGAACAAUGGCCAGCCAUGGGUUCUGCGGCGAGUACGGCUCACCUGGCUCAGUUUCAUGCUCUUCUUCAUCCUGGUCUUCUUCCCUCUCAUUGCACAUUACUACCUCACCACAAUCGAUGAAGCAGGGGGACCAGAUAAGCGCAUUUUUGGGCCAAGACCUGGAGGAGAGCUGUGUGAAGCAAAGCACGUACAAGACCUGUGUCGAAUACGGGAAUCUGUCAGCGAGGAGCUACUUCAGCUUGAGGCAAAGCGUCAAGAGCUCAAUGGCGAGAUAGCCCGACUUAACCUACGCAUCGAGGCUUGUAAACGUAGUAUCGACAGUGCCAAACAAGACUUGCUUCAACUCAAAAAUGUCAUCAGCCAGACAGAGCACUCUUACAAGGAACUUAUGGCACAAAACCAGCCAAAACUGUCGUUGCCAGUUAGACUUUUACCAGACAAGGAUGAUCCUGGAUACCCUCCUCCGAAGUCGGCCCAAAGCUGUCGUUUGCAUUCUUGCUUUGAUUAUGCUAGAUGUCCACUUACAUCUGGUUUCCCUGUCUAUGUUUAUGACACAGGAUCAUAUCCUUGGGGUGAGAAGUUGGACCCACUUGUCAAACAAGCCUUCGCAUCAUCUGUCAAAAGCAGUGUAUAUGUGACCAAUAAUCCAAACAUUGCCUGUCUGUACAUAGUGCUUGUUGGGGAAAUACAAGAAUCACCUUCCUCUACCCCUGCUUCACCUUUAGACCUUGAAAAGCAGCUCAAGGCUUUGCCGUAUUGGAGGUUGGACGGCCACAACCACCUCCUUGUCCAUCUUUCUAGAAAGUCUCUGACUCAGAACUUCCUGUACAAUGUGAGCACAGGACGAGCAGCAGUGGCACAGUCUACCUUUUUUGAACGUCAAUAUAGAGAAGGUUUCGACAUGGUGGUGUCUCCUCUGGUCCACGCUCUGUCUGAGCCCAACUUCCUAGAGGUGCCUCCGCAAGUCCCUGUCAAGAGGAAGUACCUCUUUACCUUUCAGGGAGAAAAGGUUGAGUCUUUGAGGAGCAGCUUGCUUGAAGCCCCACCACAGUCCUUUGAGGAGGAAAUGGAAGGGGAUCCACCAGCUGACUAUGAUGAUCGUAUUAUCGGCACACUUAAAGCUGUACAGGACAGUCACCUAGACCAGGUUCUUGUGGAGUUCACUUGCAAGAAUCAGCCCAAGCCAAGUUUACCAACAGAGUGGGCAUUGUGUGGCGAGCGCGAGGAUCGUUUAGAGGUACUGAAGGUUUCUACAUUUGCCCUGGUGAUAUCUCCAGGUGAUGGCCAGUUGGUUGCAUCUGCUGGCUGUAGCAUGAGACUUUUUGAGGCUUUGGAAGUUGGGGCAAUACCGGUGGUGCUUGGCGACCACUCAAAGUUGCCCUACCAUCACCUCAUACGCUGGAGUGAGGCAGUCAUUAUGGUACCCAAGCCUCGCAUUACUGAGCUGCACUUUCUGUUGCGUAGCAUCUCAGACAAUGAUCUUCUGGCCAUGCGACGACAGGGUCGGUUUCUUUGGGAGACGUACUUCUCCACCUCAGAGAGCAUCUUCAGCACCAUCCUGGCUAGUGUACGAACCAGCAUCCAGAUACCAGCAGCACCCAUACGUGAGGAGCCUGCCCAGGAGAUUCCCCACAAAGCUGGAAAGUUGGCAGGAACCGAUGCUAACAUGGCUGACAAUGGCGACCUCGAUCUAGGGCCUGUUGAAGUAGAGCCCCCUUAUGCCUCGCCACGCUUCUUGCGUAACUUCACGUACACAGUUGCUGAUGUCUACCGCACCUGGAAUCGUGCACCUGGCCCUUUCCAUCUAUUCCCACAUACUCCCUUGGACCCUGUACUUCCUUCAGAGGCCAAGUUUCUGGGGUCGGGGACUGGUUUCCGCCCUAUCGGUGGUGGUUCUGGGGGAUCUGGUAAAGAGUUUCAGGCCGCUCUUGGAGGUAACGUUCCACGGGAGCAGUUCACUGUGGUCAUGCUUACUUAUGAACGGGAGGAGGUUCUUAUGAACUCACUGGAAAGACUAAAUGGUCUUCCUUAUCUCAACAAAGUGGUGGUAGUGUGGAAUUCCCCCAAACCACCUUCUGAUGAUCUGCUCUGGCCAGACAUUGGUCUACCUAUUGUGGUGGUUCGCACAGAGAAAAACAGCUUAAACAAUCGUUUCCUUCCCUGGGAUGCAGUCGAGACUGAGGCUAUUUUGUCUAUUGAUGAUGAUGCCCAUCUUCGACAUGAUGAAAUUAUGUUUGGGUUCAGGGUGUGGCGGGAGGCCAGAGACCGGAUUGUGGGGUUCCCGGGAAGGUUUCAUGCAUGGGAUGUAAAUCACCAAUCUUGGCUCUACAAUUCCAACUACUCCUGCGAGCUCUCCAUGGUGCUGACGGGUGCGGCCUUCUUCCAUAAGUAUUACGCAUACCUCUUCUAUGUCAUGCCUCAAGCUAUACGUGACAUGGUGGACGAGUACAUCAACUGUGAGGAUAUCGCCAUGAACUUCCUCGUGUCGCAUAUCACUCGCAAACCCCCCAUCAAGGUGACGUCACGUUGGACCUUCCGCUGUCCCGGCUGUCCACAGGCUCUGUCACAUGACGAUUCGCACUUCCAUGAGCGCCACAAGUGCAUCAACUUCUUCGUAAAAGUCUACGGAUACAUGCCGCUGUUAUACACUCAGUUCAGAGUGGACUCGGUACUCUUCAAGACGCGAUUGCCGCACGACAAGACAAAAUGUUUUAAAUUCAUUUAACGGAACAAGCACAGAAAUCCUGACACGGGAAGGUCUCUCUCUGGGAACGUGAAGGGAAUUAAAGCUUUCGUGUAAAUAUAGGACAAUUUUACUUUGAACUCGUCUUCCUUGAAGCCAAGGGAGAACAAUUGCAGAACGAACGGUUACCGUUGUGCGUGAUUCAUCAGCAACCACUACAGGCUUUAUUUGCACCACUUUUCAUUGGACGUCUUGAGACGGGGACGCUUUAAUGGACGUCAAAUUGACAUUUGCAUCAUGUUAAACUGACAGAACAAAGUUAUGGACUGAUGGAGGCUGUUUUUGAUGAGAAUUAUGGCUCUAAAUGAUUCAUGUUUUUAUUUUUACUUACUUUGCAUAUACUCUGUUGUUUGAAACGCACUGAUGGUCAUGUUUUUUUACUCGUGUGUGCUUUUGAGCUUGUGUGAAUGGCUGUGUGUGUUGUUCUGUAGGUUGAUGGUGACUAAACGUCACUAACCCCCGUCAAAUGUUUGUUGAUCAUCAGUAAGAAUAGCACAAGAUAUCAACAUAACUGCAUAGGAAUAGCACCAAAUCAAACUGUUACAUGUUCUCAUGUCAGUCACGAUCAUAGAAGAAAACGAAAUAUCUGUGUGUUACCUGUUCAGUACCCUUAUGGAAUAACAGAUUGAUCUAAAUGCCUUUUGCUGGAUAUGGAUAAUCAUGUGUUGUGUGUGAUUUUUAAUAAGGUCUAAUGAUUUCAAAGGUGAAAUGACUGACAUAUCCAGGUCAUAUUUAAUCAUGUAUUUAACAUAAAGGACAAUGAAGCCUGUUUUUUUUUUUUUCUCAGUUGUGACAUUAUUUUCAUGAAUUAUAGCACCAAAUUCUUAUUACGUAAUGCCCCCCAAAAAAUCUUUUCUAAUGCAAAAUAUAAUUUUUCAUCAAAAUGAAAUGUUUUAGGACUGUUAUGAUUUGACAUUUCUACCAUUUCUCGAUACCAUAAUGCAAAAAUCUCAUUUUUCUAAUCGCAUCAUAAUGUUAAAUUCAGUACAUCAAAUAUUACCAUGACAUAAAUAUUUACAUUUUAAAUAUAUUGUUUUCUUUUUGCAAUAUGGUUCUUUAGGGAAAAGUGUGAAAAUAAUGUCACAGGGUGAUUAUAAAUAAAUUUGAUCUAAAUUUGUCUUUAUGCACAAUAUCAUAUCUUAUUUAUUUCUUAUUUCCAUUUGAUUUGGUGGUGAAAUGUGACCUGGACAUGCUCUUGACCGUUUCAUGUGAGAAUGUGUUUUGUGUGUCCGCUUUGAGAUUUCUUACGCCAGAUUUUCGGGUCUAUGAAACUACAAACAUGAUUUAUGUGAGGAAGAUAACGGUGACAGGACGUGCAGUAGUUCCUCUUUCCUCUGUAAACGGUACGCGUCUCUUUUCUGUGCCAGGAUGUUACCUGGGGCUCCUUCUGCCAACCUGAUUUCACCCUUCAGCUGACAAAUCUGAGAUGCCUUUCAGAACGCUAUUUCUGUCUUUUGGUUAAUUCAUGAUGGCUGGUACGUUUAGGAAAAUGGCUCUGCAAUUGUAAAUUUAAUGAGUUUUAUUUUUUAAAACACAAAAAUGUGGCUCUGUUCCCCUUAGAAGAGGAUAUGAUUUUUUUGUUUUGUUACAUGCCCAUGUUUUGUAUUGUGUAUAAAUCUAUUGAACAGGCUUUAAUGUUUAAUUCAGUUUUAAUCAUUGUGAAGACUGUAUGAGCGUUCGGACGAUAUAAACUAUUGGUUGUAAAGUGUUGAAUGCCAGCAAACGUUAUAACUGACAACUUCUUCAACCACACUAAUAAACCAGCCAGUGUCAUCAUCCUUCA
Molecule: messenger RNA, 5183 nt
Organism: Ctenopharyngodon idella (grass carp)
Lineage: Eukaryota; Metazoa; Chordata; Actinopteri; Cypriniformes; Xenocyprididae
Gene: extl3
Product: exostosin-like glycosyltransferase 3
Cellular component (GO): membrane
Molecular function (GO): glycosyltransferase activity
Source: RefSeq, a predicted model, not a curated record